Molecule: messenger RNA, 213 nt
Organism: Cooperia oncophora
Lineage: Eukaryota; Metazoa; Nematoda; Chromadorea; Rhabditida; Trichostrongylidae
Source: the annotation of a GenBank genome assembly
AUGCAGCAAGAGGGCACCAGCUCGAACGCGGAAGAUUUUUUAGAUGGCCUUCACACUGUUGUUCCUCUGACAACAUGUCCUCAUCUUACCCAGACAAAUGAAGUACCUGAAGUAGGGAUUGAUGCGAAUUCUGUUUGCGAUGUGUGCAAUGAGGCAGCCGAACCGUGGGUCUGUCUAACAUGUUACAAGGUUAGUGCAUCACGGCCAUUUUAA